CAAGAAUUCACACGGAGUUUGUGCUUUCAGAGGCAUUAAUAAUCAGAAAAUUACGUGUUUGAAAGCGUUAUUUUUUCACGAGUGUCUUAACAGAAUAUAAACAAGUACUGCAUUAGUAACAGUGAAGGACUGGAAAAAUGCCAACCUUCUGGUUUCGCUUGUAUGCACCUGUACGUCGAAGCUACAAGUGAUUACUUAUUGCAGGUUGAUAUUCCAUUUCUCAAGAGAUCCUAAUGGAGACAAAUUAAUCCGAAUAUAUUUGGAGAUAGCAUUCAAUAUGUGUUUGUAUCAAUCAAUCUCAAAUUUCUAAGUUGGUACAUAUUUGGUUAAGAUUUUGCUUGAUGCCUGUAAUCGCGCGCGGGAAUGCUUCUCGCACUUUUAUUCAUUUUGAAAGUCUUACUUGAAAUUGCAAACGGUGUUGAUUUUGUCUUUCCUUGUGGACAACCAAAAGUGUAUACUGGAUAUUUAUGGUCAAACUCAACAGUUGUCCACGUUGUACCGAGAAUUCAGGCUACAUCAGAGAAACUUAAUGACCAUUUUGGCAAAGCAUGUCGUUUUAAUGUUCAUAGCUCUGAAAACUUGCCAUUUUAUGUUGAGUUGCUUGAUAUGAAAUAUGGAUUCGCUGAACUACGUGUCGACCCAAAGAUAUCAUCAAACAUUAAAAAUACUUCAUCCCUUGUUUUGGAAAUACAAGCGAUAGAUUGCAAUGAACAACCAAAGACAUCCCCACGAGUCCCAAUUCGUAUUCAAGUGAUAAAUCGACAUGGGCCAGUCUUCGAUAAACCUCAUUAUAAUUUUAAAAUUGGUCAAAGAAGUCCAAUUGGCAGUAUUGUUGGUCAAAUUCAAGCAAUAGAAGAAGUUAGUCAAACAAGCGAUCACGUGAAUACAGCCAUUUGUGGUUAUCGUCUUGAUCCUCCUGAUAACCCAUUUGCUAUAAACAGCUAUGGUGUUAUACGUGUACGUGAAUCACUUUCAUCUCUUGCACAAAGACCUUAUUCACUACAAGUUAUCGCUGAAGACUGUACUCGCCCUGUACCUCACAGAGCUUCAGUUGGUAUAACUAUUGAUCAAAUACUUGUCGAUUGUCGACCUGGAUGGAAAAAUAUACCAACCGAUAUUGAAUUUCUUGGCUCUGAAGAAAAACCAGAACGUCUAUUUCAACAUUCAAGUUUACAUCUAGAUACUUGUACUGGUCCAUGUUCUGAUCCAUUCAUAGAAGCUAGAUUAGAACUUAGAGCAGCUGUAAUAGGUCAGAAUUUGUUAACUGCCAGUUCACAAUCCUGUCGACAUGAUCCUGUUAGCAUAAGAAGACAACAAAAAUUUUGUGGCUUGAAUCCGUCUACUAAUACAAAUUUACUUCCUAAUCCUGAAUAUGAUAUAGUCAAUCAGCUGAUUGGUCCAGCGCUGGGUAAUCCACCACGUUUAAUUCCAUCAUUACUUGCAUGGAGAUUUGAUACAGCUUCGUCUACCGUCUGGGAAGUGGAUACAAAUCGUUUAAUUAAUCAUACAAAACAAUCAUUUAGUUGGGAUUCUGAUUUCACUAUAUCUUUUUGGCUUAGAAGACGUAAUGCUAAUAACUAUUUAAAUAAAGCAAAUAUAGAAGAUCAUGAAGAAUCAAUAAUUUGUAGUCAUGAUGAUAUUGAACCUGAAUGGAGAUAUUUAUCGAUUAAUCUACGUGAAUGUCGAUUCAUAGUGAGGAUUAUGUCAUCUGCACCUAGAACAAAUGUAGAUGAUCCAAAAAAAUCUACAAUGUGGAUAUUUGAUCCAUUACCAGAGGAUAUUUGUUCACAGUCUACUGGGCAUGAUGAUGGAAUUUGGCAUCAUUAUUCAAUUACAUUUAGUUCAUCUCCAUCAGCAGUUACAAAUGAUCCGAUUAGUAUAUUAAUCGAUGGUCAAGAUCUAGAUAUUAAAGCAAUGCCUACAGAUUAUGAAUCUAUUCAGUCGGCUUCAAAUCCUUUCAAAUAUCAAGGGAAACCAAGGCUAACAAUUGGAGCAUGUUACGAUCCUCAAACACAUCUGACAAGGCAACAUUUAAACGGUGAUUUGACUGGUUUUACACUUCUACAAGAAAAGACUGAAUCACCGAAUUCCCUAAGAUGUAUUAGUCAGUGUGGUGAAGCUUUACUUAUUCCGAAUGUUUUACAGGUAUUAUGUCCAGAUAUUGAUAUACACUUGGAAAAUGAUGUGAUUACUGUUAGUGGACAGAAUGUGAAUCACGUGAUCGACGUGUUAACCUCAAUCGCUUAUGCUAGACCUCAACCAGGAAUUAGUGUGAAUUAUGUACCAAAUGUAGCACAAGCUCGUUUGCUAAGACUUUUAACAACGUACAGAUGUACUGGAGACCAGCAGUUCACUAUACCAACUGCAGAAAUUCGAUUAAAUGUUCUACCGAUGACAGUGACAGAUCUGCUAAAAUCAUCAUCACAUCAUGAAAUUUCUGAUCAAAUCUCUCAAUCACCUAAGGAUGCUUCUUUAUGGAUUCCGUCUAAUAUGCAUAUCCUUGAUCGUCCGAGUAUUUCACAGGCUGCCAUUGAAUCUCGAGCUAAUUAUGAUACAGAAACAAGACCGCUUCAACCUCCAUCAUUAAUAAUCCUUGGAUCAGAUAUUGUGACUACUGAACCACCAAUAAAUCCACCUGGUAUCCCUUUGUUUUCUGACCUUCGUUUUGGCCUUCCAACAGAACAAGUUUCUGAUUCGUCUGGGUCUUCUGAAGCUGCUGCAAUUGUACCAUUAGAUGAUUGUUUUGUAUGGCUUAUAUCAACUGGCAGUCCAAUCAGUUUAAAUAUAAGACCAAAAUUAUACGAAGAAUUUGGUGCACGUAUUGACUGGCCUAUAGAUGAAACUCAAUCGAAUCAGUUGAUUGGUAUGGCUGAUCGUAGUGGAAUCCAGUUAAGAGGACGUAAACCUGCACUGAUCUAUGCUAAUCUCCUGCAUAAAUUCAGAUUUUUGCCACCUAAAAAUAUACGUUUAAUGAAAGCAGUUGAUGAAAAGACAGAAAUCAUUUAUAUGGCGAAUAUUGGUUUAGUAUGCAGUUUGGAUAGUGGAAAACAGACAACACCUGAAUUUGUUGUUAAAAUUGUUAUUCAAGGUAAAGAAGCGAAAACAGAAUCUCUUGUAAAUGAAAUGGGUGCAUUCAUUUCAAAUCAGACUUCUUCAUUGUCUAAUUCAAAUUUGGAUGCAGUACACUAUGUUCUGUCAGAUCAAGAACGCAGAGACUCAAGAGAUAAAACUUUAAGUCGUCUACGUCCUAUUAAUCCAAGUGAAUAUAACAGUGAGACUACAGAUAAAAAGACUCAGUAUAAUUAUACUGGCUUGAUUGUUGGUUUAUCGAUCUCUGCAUUAAUACUAUGGUUGAUAAUUGGGGCAGCUGUCUGGUAUGUACGUAGAAAUCAACCAAGGACUAAUUCUAAACCAACACGUCGUAGGAGAUUUGCAUCUCAACCAGCUGAUUUUGGUGGUUCUAAUCUGAAAACAGAUCCAACGCUCAGAUUAACUGCUAAUCCUGUGAAUGAUCUACACCUUCUGGGUAUGAAAACGAAUGUUAUUCGAAGUAUGGAAUAUCCGAAUCAUUCAACACCUACACGAAAUCAGUGUAUUUAUUCACCGCCGAUGACAGCGCAUAGAACAAAUCCAUUCAAUAAUACUAAUAAUAACAAUAUACCAUGCGACGAGAUAAGUAAUUCAGUAUCACCAAUUCAUACACCAAGAUUAGCUGAUCUUGAAGAAUUCGAUGAUGAAAAUUAUGAAUACGAUGAUGAGUUGACAGGCAUAAAUCAUCCUAUCAAUGAUAGCAAAUAUUGGAUUAUGGGACCAGCGGCAACACCAACCCCGACUAAAUUCGUCAAAGAGUCUAUAGUCAAGUCAUUGAUUAAUCAAGACCAAAUUGGAAUGCCGAAGUUGUUACCACCUGAUCGUUAUGAAUGGAUUGAUAAUGAGGCAGAAUCGAAUUGGCAUGAAGAAAUCCAUGCUUGUAAUGAUGAUAAAGAGGAGUUAACUCCAAAAGAAUUACUCGUUCAAACAAGCAAUCAUGUAAAUCAAAACAGUAUUAAUCAGAUUGUUCAUGUCUAGGAGGAUAUUCACUGAUACAUGACUGAAUGACUGAGUGAGUGACUGUUCCUUCAAUGCCUCCCUCAUCUUUAUUUACACUUGAUAAUUUUUAUGUUUCAUUUCUUUACGAAAUUACCACAAGUUGUCUUUUCGUUAGUGAAAUUGUAUAGGAUAAGUAAUUACUUGUGAAGUUUGUUGCAUACAUGCUGGCAGACAUGCUGAGUAUCACUCAUACACAUAAACAUACAUACAUAUAUGCCAUAUUUUUGCCUUUUCUUUACGCCGAAACCAUCAAAUAUUUCUUUGUGUUCCACAAAUUUUUGCAUCAAAAGUCAUGCGUACUGAUAAUUCCACUAGGUAUAUUCACGUGUCAUUAAGAACCCUCGCCAUGUUUAUAUACCCUAUUUUGCCAUAUAUGAAUCCUUUCUAAUUCAUUUCAUCGCCUAUCCGUCUGUUCUACCUAGUCAUAAUGUCCACUUACACUUAUUGUCUGUUAUUUCAUACCUCCGUUUAUAUAUUUUUCGUUUAAAUAAUAUACUACUUUCUAAAAUAAAAGUAGUUAAACACUACAGCUAAUUUUUUAUUGAAUACUGGCUUAUUAACAUUCUACUAAUAUUUUGUUCUAAUGCUUCUUUUAAAAAAUCAUUUUCGUAUAUAUCCAUGUCAUUGAAAAGUUUCAUGUGCUUGCCUGCUUACAUACUUGCCAAUACACUUUUUUGUCUACUGAUAGUGCUG
This is a messenger RNA of Trichobilharzia regenti, 4782 nucleotides long. Lineage: Eukaryota; Metazoa; Platyhelminthes; Trematoda; Strigeidida; Schistosomatidae. The record is from the annotation of a GenBank genome assembly.